Polistes canadensis is the source of this 3224-nucleotide messenger RNA. RefSeq names its product venom metalloproteinase 3 (gene sona). Gene Ontology annotation, molecular function: metalloendopeptidase activity. The record is from RefSeq and is a predicted model, not a curated record. Bases 739 to 3138 code for a protein of 799 amino acids. Gene Ontology annotation, biological process: proteolysis. The transcript is spliced from 18 exons. NCBI's taxonomy places the organism in Eukaryota, Metazoa, Arthropoda, Insecta, Hymenoptera, Vespidae.
CGUUCAAGUCAGUGUUUCGGAGACCGCCGGAUAGAGAUAUGUUCGAGAAUCGAUCCGGCAGUCGUCGUCCUCCUCCUUCUUCCUAACUGACUACGCCGAUUCCUUUCCUUCCUUUCUCCUACAAAUUUGAUAUUAUUAUUUUGUCGAGUAUUGUCCAGUUUUUAGUGAAUUUUACCGGUUCGUUGAGUUUGUUUUUUCAUUUCGAGUUCGGAGUUUUGAGUUUUGAUCUAAGACAAGGUAUCUUUCUCGACGUUGAGGAACAUUAUUUUGAUGACAUCUUUUUGAAAAAUCAGCCAGGAAUUCCUUGACAAGAUACGACUGGAUCAUAUUUGUGUUUCUUUUUUGUGUUUAGUGAAAUUUCAAUAUUUAGUGGAAAAACAAUUAGAAGAAAAGAGAAUUAAAUAAAGGGAAAUUUGUCAUUUUUGUAUUUUGAUUUUGCAUCAAUCUCGUUUGAUACUAUUUUGUUAAUUACGAGUGUUGCUAAAGAAAAUACGCGUAUAUAUUUUACGUGCAAGUUUUCGUCGACGUUGCAGCCGUCGUCGUCGUCGUCGUCGUCGUCGUUGUCGUCGUCGUCGUCGUCGUCGUCGCCUCGUCGUCGACGAUGUCGAAGAUUUCAAUCAACGUAAUAAUGGAAACAUGAGGACCGUCAAAAACCAUACAACCAAUCGAACCAUCUUCGUUCUGACCAAACAUAAAUGACCGACGUGACGCGGCCAAUCGGGAAUAUUUUCACGCAAAAUGAUUCGCGCCCUUGUCCUUCUCUGCAUGGCCGUUCUACCACUCGCACGAUGCCACAAGAUUCACGAGCACAUGACAAGGGAAGAGAUGUUAUCGGUGUUUCACACGGGACAUGAAUCUGUGCCCUCGUAUGAAAUCGUGCCGGUGUUGCACUCGAUACAUAAGAGAAGUUCUGGAAAAAAAGCAGAGGUACAUUUAAAGGCAUUUGGGACGGAUAUUAGUCUAUCGUUAAAGCCAACGAGAGGAUUAUUGUCGCCUAAUCGAUUGCCGAUGUGGACCGUUACGAAGAACGACUCCCAUCCUGAUGGUCUUCGUUACGAACGAGUAUUGGACACCGAGACCGAUACCGAUACCAAUACCGUUAUCGAUAUCGGUGACAUCUAUCAAGAUAGAAGGAAUAUGGCGUCGAUUCUACUGCACCAAGACGCGAAUGGGAAAGUGCUCGUUGAUGGCAACAUCGGUUCAGAACUGGUGAUACGACCGCUUCCCGAACGAGUUAUCCAGGAAGUCGUGAGCAAAAGCACGAGUCUACUGCAGCCUGAAUUAUUACCAAAUGUUACCACUCUUCUGAGAAACAAUCUGAAAUCUACGAGUCAUCACGUUGUCUAUAAAAAGUUUCGUAAACCCUUCGACGACGAAUACAGCGAUUAUGCAUUGAUGGAGCCCGAUCACCUGGCCAAAAAGUACAGAAGUAAACGUUCCUCGGGUAACAGGUCCAAACGAGAAGCUCCAUAUGUCAUUUAUCCAGAAAUUCUUUGUAUCGUUGAUUACGACGGAUACAGACUUCACGGUGGGGACAACGUACAGAUAAAAAGGUACUUUGUAUCAUUUUGGAAUGGCGUCGAUCUAAGGUAUAAAUUAUUGAAAGGACCAAAAAUACGUAUCAGUAUAGCCGGGAUAAUAAUAUCUAGAGGUCGAGAUGCUACGCCAUAUUUGGAAAGAAAUCGCGUCGGAAGGGACGCCAUUGAUUCGGCAGCUGCUCUUACCGACAUGGGAAAAUACCUUUUCCGAGAAAGGAGACUUCCCGUCUACGAUAUCGCCGUAGCAGUGACGAAAUUAGAUAUGUGCAGGAGGCAAUACGCGAAUGACGUGUGCAAUAGAGGAACCGCAGGAUUUGCGUACGUCGGCGGUGCCUGUGUGGUUAACAAACGUCUAGAAAAAGUCAACUCCGUUGCUAUCAUCGAAGACACCGGUGGUUUCAGCGGAAUUAUAGUGGCGGCCCACGAAGUUGGUCACUUACUAGGCGCAGUGCACGAUGGUUCACCACCACCGAGUUAUCUCGGUGGACCAGGGGCUGAGAAAUGUCGUUGGGAAGAUGGUUAUAUCAUGAGCGAUCUCAGACAUACCGAAAAGGGAUUCAAAUGGUCUCACUGCAGCGUCUCGUCCUUCCAUCAUUUUCUCAACGGGGACACUGCAACGUGUUUGUACAAUGCACCUCACGAAGACGAAGCACUACCCAGAGUCUUACCAGGCAAAUUGCUCUCGUUGGAUGCUCAGUGCCGUAAAGAUCGGGGAACUAGUGCCUGUUUCAAAGACGAUAGAGUUUGUGCACAAUUAUUCUGCUUCGACGCUGGCUCCGGUUAUUGCGUGGCAUAUCGUCCCGCAGCCGAAGGUUCUCCAUGUGGCGACGGUCAGUAUUGUCUUAAUGGGAAAUGCGUCGCCGAACAUGAAAAUAUAAUACCCGAUUACACGCAAAAUAUUCCAACGUAUGUACGCCGAGACGGUACUUUUGGACCCCCUGCAAACAACAGGCCAAUAUAUGCACAAUAUAAUAGCACGGAUUACAGGUAUCCAUGGGAAGGAACAACAUAUACAUCACCAAAAUCUAAAAAUAAAUAUUCUCCGUACAUAACUCCAAAUUUAUUGGCGUCAAGUACAACAACAACCACAACCACAAACGUUAAACGUCAAUUUACACCUACAUCAACGGUAUACAAAUACACGUACACGACUGCCAACAAUCUACUUGCCAUUAAUGAUAAAAUUACAAAUAAUCAUAACAAUAACAGUAACAAUUAUGGAAAAACCAGCAAUAGUGUUAAUCGAAGCACUACGACGACUAGCAAGAAAAGCAACAGAUAUCAUUUUAAUUUCCAUUACAACGUCAAUUCUACGCCAAAAGUUGUCAAUAAUCCAAACGACGUUAAUUAUCCGAAAAUUAUACCGUUCAAACAUAAGACCACGCCAAGUGUGACGUCAUUUUCUCCGACGACUUUGGUUCUUCAAAAUGGCCUCCAAAAUGGCCAACAAAAUGGUAGUCGUGAAACAGAGGACGAUGAGGAGUGCACGGACGUAGGACCCGACUGCUUGGAUCUGAUUGACAGGCUGGGAACAUGGCUGUGCCAUCUGCAAUCUGUAAAAAGCCGUUGCUGUGCGUCCUUGGAAACUAUCUGCCCUUAAAAACUCCCAUGGAUAUUUUCGAGAAAAUUGAACACAAAUUUAUGACUACGUCGGAAAAAAGAAAGAACAAAAAUCGAGAAAAGAAA